Messenger RNA from Megachile rotundata (alfalfa leafcutting bee), 1375 nucleotides. RefSeq lists its product as uncharacterized. Gene Ontology annotation, cellular component: cytosol. The record is from RefSeq and is a predicted model, not a curated record. Lineage: Eukaryota; Metazoa; Arthropoda; Insecta; Hymenoptera; Megachilidae. Gene Ontology annotation, molecular function: L-galactose dehydrogenase activity.
AUUUACUGUUAACUGAAUUUAAUAUAUGGUGACAAAGAAUAUUAAAGUAUAAUUCUUGAUACUAUCAUGUUAAUCCGAGUUGUUUGCGGUGACAGUCUACCCGGAAUUCUUUAGCUUAAUGAUAAUGUUGUUUUGAAAUGUUAAUUGCUUUUGAUUCUCACGCAUAGAUAUACAGUUUUACUUCUGUUUAACUUCGAGAGCCCUUGAAAAUUAAAAAUAUAAGAACACGAUAUAUUUUACAAAAAUGUUACCGCCGACAUAUGUCGAAGGUUUCCACGAUUUGGAAGCUGUAAAGGCAAUGGAAUAUAGGCCACUCGGCAAAACUGGAUUAUUAGUUAGCAAAUUAUCACUUGGCGGUGGACCAUUUGGCUGUCAUUACAAUUCGUUCAACGAAGACGAGGCUAUUGAAGUGAUACGUCAAGGAAUAAAACAGGGAAUUAAUUACAUUGAUACUGCACCAUGGUACGGCCAAGGUCGCUCAGAAACCAUAAUUGGAAAAGCUCUCAAAGGCAUUCCCCGUAAAGCAUAUUAUAUUGCGACAAAAGUUGGACGAUAUGAAUUAAAUUACGAAAAUAUGUUCGACUUUUCGAAAGAAAAGACUAGGAACAGUUUUAACGACAGUUUGAAACGACUCGGCUUAGAUUACGUAGAUGUCAUUCAGGUUCACGACAUCGAAUUUGCACAAAGUUUAGACGUAGUAAUUACGCAAACUUUACCAGAAUUAUCGAUUAAGAUUGCGGAUGGUAAAGCGAAAUAUAUAGGUAUUACCGGAUAUCCGGUAUCGGUUUUGAAAAAGUGUAUCGAAAAAAGUAAUAUUAACAUAGCCGUUGUCAUGAGCUAUGCAAGGUACACGUUACUAGAUAAUACUUUGUGUGAUUAUAUUCCAUUUUUUAAGGAGCACAAUAUUGGUAUAAUUAAUGCUGCAGCAGUAUGUAUGGGAUUACUAACUAAUAAAGGACCACAAGCUUGGCAUCCUGGUUCAGAUAAUACAAAAAAAUUAUGCACAGAGGCUGCAAGUUAUUGCAGAGACAAUGAUAUUGAAUUAGCAAGAUUAGCAUUAUGGUACUCUAUGCAAUGUGAGGAUAUAGCCACUUUCCUGAGUGGAAUGCAAACUUUAAGUGACCUGAACAUGAGCCUGGAUUUAGUAAGAAAUGGCAUUACAGAAAGGGAGAAAAAUCUAUUACAAGAAAUUCAAGAAAAAUACAUAAGUAAAGUAACAGAGAAACAUUGGGAAGGUAAAGAGUUUCAGACAUAUUGGGAAAAUGUAAGAAAGUAAGAAAAUAUAUUUUUGUACAUAUUUCUAUACAUACGAUGAUUCAUACAUGUUUUGUCAUAUUAAAUGUUGAAUUAUAUAAUAAAUGUUUAUUACCAAAUA